Molecule: messenger RNA, 708 nt
Organism: Drepanopeziza brunnea f. sp. 'multigermtubi' MB_m1
Lineage: Eukaryota; Fungi; Ascomycota; Leotiomycetes; Helotiales; Drepanopezizaceae
Source: RefSeq, a predicted model, not a curated record
AUGAGAGGAACAAGGAGUAGUGGAAGAAAAAAAAGGAACGAGGUAGCUGGAGUCGGACGUGGAGCUGGACGUGGAGCUGGAUACAGAGCUGGACUGGAGCUGGAGCUGGACCUAGACCUGGACCUGGAGCUGACGUGGAUUGGAUAUAGAGCUGGACUGGAGCUGGAGCUGGACCUGGAGCUGGACCUGGACCUGGACGUGGAGCUGGACGUGGAGCUGAUCAUGAGGAUCGAAAAGAAGAUAUCAUACCGCCAAUUACAUCAACUACAAAUCUCUUUUUCCAAAGUCGACGACCACUUCGGUAAUCUCGAAGCGCCUUUCGAGUCUAAGAUCAAGGAAACUAUCGGCCCUGAAACGCAGUCAGGAUUCGUUCAUGCGAUGGCUAAAGCGGUCGAAGGGGGUGUCGAUAUGAGAGGCUAUCUGGCCUGGAGCCUGAUGGAUAAUCUCGAGUGGGCCGAAGGUUACGAGACACGACUUGGGGUUACGUUUGUGGACUACGAGGGCGGGCAGAAGAGGCACUUGAAGAAGAGCGCGAAUAUUCUUGGGUCAUGCUGCUUGUUUUUCUCUUUUGCUUACCCGUGGUCUUUACAAGAGCUCGGCAAGAAUAGCAGCGCAAGAUACCAUCGGUCCUAUUCCGAAGCUUUUGAACACCGACACGGCGCCUAUCCCGAUCCUAUUACAUUCUUGGUCGCAAGCGGAAGAGCAUAA